AUGGGUAUGGAGGUCCCUGACACAAAUAACAGGGCGCCCGAGACAAUUAUGCACCUGCUGUCUUCUUGCACGGUGUAUGCAGUCUCGGCCUAUAUCCAUAGAGACAAUGCGGCAUUGCGAUUGCUCUACUACCAUUUGAGGCACUCGUACGGAAUAGACGGGACCCCAGUGCUGCCCUAUGCUCCGGGGGAUAUUGAGUCCGUUGUGGAGAAUGAGAAGUGCCGAAUUUAUUGGAACUUCUCAUUCCCAACCCUCAGGCAAAUACAAGCUAACAAGCCUGAUGUAGUCCUCCUCGACCAUCAAACCAAAGCGAUGUUCGGGAUCGAGUUUUCGGCGCCAGUCGAACCGAACACCGUUUUGAAGGAGGAAGACAAACGGACUAAAUAUCGAGAUCUUCUCUUCGGACUCCGCCGGCUCUAUCCAGACCAUUCUGUGGAAUUGGUCAUCCUGAUAAUCGGCUCCCUAGGAGGCACACGACAUACGCUGCUCUCGGAAAUCCUGAAAAUCCCAGCGUGCAGCGAUAAGGCACACAUCCUGGCUGGUGGAAUGCAGAAGGCCGUCAUUCUAGGAUCGUUGCGUUUACUCAGGGCACACGGUUCUUGGUCCCAGUGAUUAUU
Messenger RNA from Phaedon cochleariae (mustard beetle), 617 nucleotides. The record is from the annotation of a GenBank genome assembly. NCBI's taxonomy places the organism in Eukaryota, Metazoa, Arthropoda, Insecta, Coleoptera, Chrysomelidae.